UGAGCUGAAAUAAAGAAUGAACAAAUACCAGCGUAAAUAAUGGAUAUAGAAAAUAACUCGCCUUCGCCAGAAAUCAAAGCUAUUAAUACUGACACCGUUCAUAAAAUUUGCUCGGGACAGGUAGUGCUAAGCUUAGCAGUAGCAGUCAAAGAAUUGGUUGAGAACUCAUUGGAUGCUGGUGCUACAAAUAUUGAAAUUCGUUUCAAGAACUAUGGCAUUGAAUUAAUAGAAGUAUCUGAUAAUGGCUCCGGUGUGACUGAAGAUAAUUUUGCAGCAUUAACUCUGAAAUAUCACACAUCAAAAUUGAGGGAUUAUUCUGAUCUUCUUGGAGUGUCUAGUUUUGGAUUUCGAGGGGAAGCUUUAAGUUCUCUGUGUGCCCUCUCUGAUCUAAUCAUUACAACGAGGCACCUAAGUGCUCAAUAUGCAACAAAACUUGAAUAUGAUCACAAAGGAAAUAUUGUUAAAAAAACACCUUGUUCCCGGCAAAUUGGGACAACUGUUACCUUAUCAAAUCUAUUCUCUUCCCUUCCUGUGAGGCAAAAAGAGUUUCAUAAGAAUGUUAAAAGGGAAUUUAAUAAAAUGACUCAACUAUUGUAUGCUUAUUGCCUGAUAUCUUUGGGGGUUAAGAUAACAUGCACUAAUCAAACAAGUGCGAACACCAAAACAUUGGUGGUUGCAACUCAGGGCAGUAUGUCAUACAAGGAUAACAUAGCCUGUGUCUUUGGUUUAAAACAACUGCAAAGCAUCUUGGAAAUUAUUCCAGAAUAUGUAUCAAACAUUAAAGAUAAUAUAUUUAAGGGAUUGUCUCAAGAAUUUGAGGUAGCAGAUGAACAAUCAAUAGAAGAUGUGGAAAUAGAUUUAUCAGAAGAUUCUAAUGAUGCAAAUAAUACAGAAUCAAUUUCACAGGGUGCAAGCUCCAUUACUGGUUCACAAAAAUCUAGUGGAUAUAAAAAUAUUGUAAAGCCUAUACAAUUUAAUGGUUUCAUAUCAUCCUGUGCACAUGGAAGUGGCCGUUCUAGUACUGAUAGACAAUUUUACUUUGUCAACUCAAGACCUUGUGAACCUACUAAAAUAAUAAAGAUGAUUAAUGAAAUAUAUAAACAGUACAAUCCUAACCAGUACCCUUUUGUGUUUUUAAAUGUUAACAUGGAGAGGACAUCAGUAGAUGUGAAUGUAACACCAGACAAAAGAAAAGUAUUUUUGACUAGAGAAAAAGUUAUUUUAGAAGUACUCAAAUAUUCAUUAACAAAAUUGUUUGAAAGUAUACCAAGAACUUUGAAAAUUGAAAACUCUAACUUCUCAGGAAGUAAAAGUUCUAGUGAUGUUAAACCAGACACUGACCAACCACGAAUAUUUAAUUCAUUUUUACAACAAUUUAGUAGCAAGUUUAAAAGCUCCAAUGAAGUUGAGAAUAGUAAAGUAGAAAAAACAGAUUUAAAAAGAAAAUCAAGUACAAUGCUUGAUUUUAUAUCAUCAAAAUCAAUGAAGAAAUCAAAUGAUGAGUCAUCUUCAUUUCAUUUAGAAUCUACCGAAAAUCAAUUAUAUGAUCAAGAUCAAACAGACAAAAAUAAAAUCAAUGACAAUCUAAUCAAAGAUGAAGAGAUAAGUAAAUCAUCAAAUACAUCACAUGAUGAUAUUGAUGAAAACAAAACUGAGAAUGAAGAAUACCUAAAUCCAGAAUUAAAUGAAUCUGCUACAAAUGACAAAAAUCAGGAUAUUAUGUAUUUGGAAUAUACCAAUAAAUUACCAGACACACAAAUCAGAAAAAUUGAUGACAUUGUAGAAAAAUCUCAUACUGUGGUCUGCAAACCCAAAAGAUCAAAUUCUAACAUGUCUUCUGAAAAUCCACAAAAAAAAAGUAAGUUUCUUGGUGUUGUUACUGAUAAAGCAGACUUAGGAAAACAUAAUAGGAAAUCAGUCAAUAUUAAGACAUCACUUGAACAAAUUAAAGUACUGGCAGAUAUGUAUCACAAAAAUAAGGGCAGAAGUGCUCCAGACAGGGUGAAGUUCAAAAGCGUCAUUAAUCCAGUUUACAAUAAGAAAUGUGAAGAAGAAUUGAGUAAAGAAAUAUCCAAAGAUUCAUUUAAAGAAAUGAUAGUUGUAGGCCAGUUCAAUUUAGGCUUUAUAAUAACGCGAUUAGAUGACGAUCUCUUUAUAAUUGAUCAACAUGCCACUGAUGAAAUUUACAACUUUGAGACAUUGCAGAAAACUACUGAAUUAACAAGCCAAAAGUUAGUUGUUCCACAGCAACUGGAAUUAACUGGAGUUAAUGAACAGAUUUUGAUGGAUAACUUGGAUAUAUUCAAGAAGAAUGGCUUUACAUUUGAUAUUGAUGAUAGAGCCCCUCCAACGAAAAGGGUUAAGCUCUUGACCAUACCUAUGUCAAAAAAUUGGAUUUUCGGAAAAGAAGACAUUGAAGAAUUACUGUUUAUGCUGAGAGAAUCUUCUUCUGAAUACUGUCGACCAAGCAGAGUAAGAGCUAUGUUUGCCUCCAGAGCUUGUCGAAAAUCAGUUAUGAUUGGGACAGCUCUAAGUAAGGCUGAUAUGAAAAAGCUUGUCAUACAUAUGUCUGAAAUUGAAAAACCUUGGAACUGCCCCCAUGGAAGACCUACCAUAAGGCAUUUGGUAAAUCUGGGAAUGGUGCAAACUCAAGAUAAGGAAUAAAUUAUAUUACUUAUUUUUGAAAUUAUUUCAAUCAAUACAAAAAUCAUGUCUGUUAUUUGAUUUGUAAGCGCUUUGGUAUAAAUAAACAAGAUUUUUUGAAGGUUA
Ostrinia nubilalis (European corn borer) is the source of this 2769-nucleotide messenger RNA. It is a transcript of the gene Pms2, whose product is annotated as mismatch repair endonuclease PMS2. Gene Ontology annotation, biological process: mismatch repair. Gene Ontology annotation, molecular function: ATP-dependent DNA damage sensor activity; ATP hydrolysis activity; ATP binding. The record is from RefSeq and is a predicted model, not a curated record. Lineage: Eukaryota; Metazoa; Arthropoda; Insecta; Lepidoptera; Crambidae. The transcript has 8 exons. Bases 40 to 2664 code for a protein of 874 amino acids. Gene Ontology annotation, cellular component: MutLalpha complex.